This is a messenger RNA of Maudiozyma barnettii, 1953 nucleotides long. It is a transcript of the gene SNX41, whose product is annotated as Snx41p. NCBI's taxonomy places the organism in Eukaryota, Fungi, Ascomycota, Saccharomycetes, Saccharomycetales, Saccharomycetaceae. Gene Ontology annotation, molecular function: phosphatidylinositol binding. Gene Ontology annotation, biological process: retrograde transport, endosome to Golgi. The record is from RefSeq and is a predicted model, not a curated record. Bases 1 to 1953 code for a protein of 650 amino acids. The transcript has a single exon.
AUGAAUAACAUAAAUAUAUUUGACAAUUUGAAUAAUAACAAUAUUGACGAGGAAGAGGAAGAAGAAGAAGAAGAAGAAGAAGAUAACAACCCGUUUUCAGGAACUAACCACAUGUUUGCCUCAGGGAUGGCUGGUGUGCCGGAUCCAGAUACAUUAUCUAAGACUCCGGAUUUGAAACUGGGUUAUGAAUACCCACAACAACAAUCUAAUGGAAACAAGAGCGCUACCACUAAAAACACAGCUAUCGAAUCACAAGGAGAGGAUUCACCAUAUAAUGAUGGUGAUUUAUCCACAGUUUCAUCUCGAACACACUCAUCGUCAAAUGGGUCUGACACAGAUUCUCAGGGGUCGCAUACCAACUCAAAUAGUAAUUCUCAAUAUGAACCGUAUGAAAAUUUAUCCUUAUCAGUGGCUUUAGCUCAACAACAGAACCAAGAAAACAUUAUUCAGGAUCAGAAAGAUUGGAAGAUUAUGAUCACUGAGUCUGGAAAUUUCAACGAUCAAUGGGGGAAACAUGCCAUUGGUUAUGUGAUACAAUACAAUGAUAAAGAAGUCAUUAGAAGAUAUUCUGAAUUUAGUUCAUUACAUGAUUUAUUAAUUAAAUUUUUCCCAACAAUAGUGAUUCCUCCAAUCCCAUCAAAACAUUCUUUGAUGAAAUAUUUUUUAAAUCCAAUCAAUGCUCAAUAUGAUACAAAAGUUAUAGAAAAGAGGAAAAGAAAAUUUGCUUCAUUUCUAAAUAAUUGCAAUAAUAUCCCCGAAAUUAAGUCUCAUAUCAUAUUCCAAAACUUUUUAGAUCCUGAAUUUGCUUGGAAGGAUGUCAUUCAUUCUCCGCCUGUCACUAUCUUACCACAAAAUAACCUCUUGGCACCACCAUUGAAUCAAGUGAAACCAAGCCCAUUACAUCCGUUAUUACCAUCUCCAAGUACUUCAAAUAGUCCUACACAUUUACAAAUUAUGGAUUCCUUAAAGGAUAAUAACGAAUUAAUGAAUGUAGCCAAAGAAUUUAUUAAAAUCGAAAGUUUAUUAUCUCAUUAUCUAGGAACACUACAACCAAUAUACAACGAAGUUAAACAUAACAAAUUUCAUUUAAGUUCACUGUCAGGUCAGUUUGCAGAACUAGGUGCAUUCUAUAAUGCCUUAAGUAUUGAAAAUCUUCCAUUUGGAAAAUUGAGUUCAUGCAUAGAAAAGAUUGGUAGAUCAUACGAUAUCAAAUAUGUAUCGAUGGAAGUAUUAACAGAAGGAAUUCAAAAUUUAUUAGAAGAAAAUAUCGAAGAAAUUGUGAAAUUAUUAAUAGAUUCAAGAAGAGUAAUUGUUUUCAAAAAUAUGAAACUUUGUCAAUAUCAAAUUGUGAAAAUUACCCUUCAAAAGAGACAAAAUAGAUUAAAAGAAUUAAAUGAAUUCGAGGAUAAAUUGAAUAGAUUAGACCUGGCAUUAAGUAGGGAUGCCUCUAGUUCUCGAACAGUUGCAACAGUGGUAGAUAAUUUGAAAAAGAAGGAUAAUGACACCAAAAGUAACAACAACAAUCCUCCUCAAAAUCCUAACAAAACUGUUGAGAACAAUGACGAUUCUAAUGGUCCCGAUAUGGAUCAAAUAAAGUUGGAACAAAAGCAUAUACAACUACAAUUUCAGCUACAAAAGAAAAGAAAAAAAAUUAACAAAUAUACUUCAAAAUUGGAUUCCUUAGGACCAGAAUUCUUAACUAAAACAGAAAGAGAUUUAGAAAGUAAAAAAAUUGCUAAAGAAAUUGAAAAAUUGAACGAAUGUUUUAAGGUCAUCCAACGUGACAUUAAAGAAGUAAACCUUUCUAGUAUGACUAGUUUAGCCAAUUUAUUGCAAUACGUUCAAAAGAAGCUUGAUUUUAUGUUACAUGGGAUUGUAAAGCUGAUAUUAAACUAUAAUUUAGAGUGUUUAAAAGCUUGGAAAGAAGCCAAGACAUUAAUUAAUGAAAUGUGA